GGUUUUGGGGAAAGCAGUACGAUAAGCAGGAACUCAAACCUGUUUCUUUCUGAAAAGCUGCCAGCAGCAGGUCCAGUUUGCAUAAGACUUGCCUGCAAUGAGGUGCUUUGCUGGCAGGUGUGUGCCUAGCUCAUGGAAAUGCAGCGUGCUUCGAGGACAGCUCAGAAGGAUGUACAGGUGACCUGCAAUAAAGACAGGGGACAGGACUGGCAGGAACCAUGCUCUUCUGCCUGAGGGUGCUGCCAUUACCAAAGCUGACAGCUGAAGGACGGUGCAGGGGUUAACCACACCAAGGGAUGUUGCCGUGUGUGAUGCUGUAAUUCUUCCUCUUGCAGAAAAUAAUUAAUGGGCUUCUCAGGAACGAAAAGGAAAAAAAUGUGAAUGUAGAAAACUCUCAAUUCACUCUAUAAUAGUUUAGGGGGAUUGGUUUUGUUAUUUUGCUGGGGUUUUUAAAGAUACUGGGUAUAGAAAGUCUAGAAAUAAUAUAUUUGAGAUAUUCUGGACUAACACGUGAAGAAAAUGAAGGUGGGGAAAAAAAGCUUUUUUUUUUGUAUGCCAUCUACCAUGUAGUAUGCAGAAAACACAGAAUCAUCAACGUUGGAAGAGACCUUCAAGAUCAAGUCCAACCACUGACCUAGCACUAUCAUAAUCACCCCUAAAUCAUAUCUCAAAGAAAUUAUUUAUUCAACCUUAGACACUUGACAUGUUUUUGAGAGCAUAUAAACCACUAAACUGCUUAUUCUGAAUUUAUCUGAAAAGACAAAGAGAAAAAAAUUGGUCUACAACGUGGGCUUGCAAUGUAGACAAUGUUUUCAACUUAAAGGUUUCACAAGAUGUACUAAUUUUAUCACUCUGGCAGGAAACUGAGGCUUUCACAUUUAAUGAAGCAUUUCUUUGAAGUCACGCUAAGUGACGAUGUUGCACAUCUGCACGGGGCAGACCAUUUCAACUUCCUCUUCUGAGUCCCUGACAGGAGCACCAAGAGAGAUACAUAUUUACCAGAACUUCAUCAAGUGAAGAUGGAAAAAAGGUGGCUCUUCUGUCUCUUUUGUUUCCUCUGGGUGCCCAGCGUCACAGGCCAGUCUAGAGAUGUCAUUACCCAAACAGAAGUGGUCCAUGCUCUGCCUGGUACUGAUGUGACCCUGGUGUGCCUCUUCCCAAAAUCACACACCACCCACAUAAUACAGACACAGUGGUCCAAGACUGAAGACAGCCAUUCUGCCAAAAUAGCUGUUUAUCAUCCCACUUAUGGCACUCAUUACUUCAAAUUUUCUGAGGCUUCUUACAAUUUUUCGGUGUCCUUCAGCACAAGGAAGUGCUGCAGCCAGGAUGUCACAGAAUCUUUGUGUUCCACCAAUCCAAACACCACGUCUGAAUGCAACCAGUGGGCUCUGCAUCUGAAAAACGUUACCGUCACCCUUAGUGGGCAGUACAAGUGCAGUUUCGCUACUUACCCAUAUGGGACAAAGGCUGCAAAAAUUCAACUUAUUGUCAAGGCAGAAGAGGAGCAGCACUACCUGAAGAAAGUGUGGUUAAACCAGACUUUAGAAAUUCCAUGCCUUGAGGACACGACCUCAGAAAAUUUGUCCACUUAUCCUUUGAAAUGGCUAGUGGGUGACAAUGGCAGGAAAGAGGAACUUGUGACCAAGGAGCCCUCCUGUCCCGCUGUGUACAGGAACAGCAGCGCAGUGUAUGGGCAAAGAGUCCGCCUGGCUUUGAACAACACUUUACAGAUUUUCCCCACCAAAAUCACUGAUGAUGGCAGGGUCUUUUCCUGCCACGUGGUGUUUCACCCAGAGAGAGUCCGGAAGAGCAGCACCACUGUGAGAGUAUACGCUUACCCUGAGAUCUCUGUUAGCCUGCAGGAGGGCUCAGCUGGCACCUCGCAGAAGCCCAGCCUGAGCUGUGUUGUGAGGAAGGCGUUUCCCAAGCCAAGCCUUGUGUGGUACGUGGACAGAGCAAACUUGUUGGAGCAGCCUGGAGAAAUUCCUGUUGUACAAGAAGAUUUGCAAGACAGUGAAGGUUUCUAUCAGAUGAGAUCAACACUGAUGCUGCAAGGGACCCAAGAGACACAUAAGACAUUCUCAUGUGCAUGUCUGUUUCCUUCCCUCGGGAGUGAAAUAUGGAAUAUUUCAUCGGAAGAAAUAUUUGUUUCAUUGGACAAUAAGUCUAAUGAAGCUUCACCUGAAGCUUUUCCCACCAUGGUUUCAGAAGACCUUGGUAAUUCAACACUUACAUCAGCUGUCAUGACUGCCUCAGAGCCCCAGUCGACAUCUUUGGCCUCUCUGGAUUUCACAAGUCAAGCAAACUUGGCUCCUGCUUCCAUAACACAAGCAGGAGCACUGGCUUUUAAUGCAGAGACAAAAAGCUACACCAGCGCCGCAGCAUUAAGUGAGAGUCUGACAGCAGCACGUAAUCUGUCCUACAGUGUCACAGACCAGACAAUUUCAGCUACGGGAGGGAAAGAUUUCUUUACUACCAGCAGCCUGCUCAACAGUACUGGUGACGAGAGGAACACAAACACCAGUCACUUCCCCUGGCCAGCAGUGGUGGCCGUCCUGCUCCUCUUCUGCAGUUCUCUAAUAGCUGUGGGCGUCAGGAAAUGGUGUCAGUACCAGAAAGAGAUUAUGAACAGACCUCCAUCUUUCAAGCCACCACCACCUCCAAUGAAGUAUACCUCCAUGGUGGACUCUGAUGGGACUCCCCCUUCCUGCCACGAACUAGAAAACCUGUAACAUUGCCUACACCCCUUGUGUAGCUCGCAGAAGACCGACAGUUAAAAGGCUCUGUCUUUAGAACACUGACUACAGGAGUUGGGUCUUAAUGACCCACAUUAAAAUUCAGAGUGCCUACAUGACAUUACCGUUGGAAGCUGAGCAUUCCUUAGGACACUUCAUCCUGUCAAUCUCUAUGUACGCAUUACGUUAACACCACUGUGAGUGCCACCAUGAGAUUACACGUGCUUAAUUUGAAUUAGGUGAUCAACUGGGAAUUUGCUGUCUUUUUAAUGGGAGCGGAUUAACACAUCACUCCUCCAGCCUGACUGAAGAGUGUUGAAGCUUCUCUUUUGCUGAGUGUCCAGAGAUGACAGCUCUGCCGUAUGGACACCACGGGUACAGUGGCUUAACACAAGCUUUUUGAUACGUACGCGAGUCGUUCUUACAAUUGUUUUUUUUAACUGUGGACUAACAUGACCAACUUAGUAUUUUCUAUCACUGUGAAACCAACCAAAAAAUAAUCAGCACCUUAUGCAGAAAGAAAAUAUCUGCAUCUCUCGGCACAGGGUUGCACACAGUGGAUCACGUGGAAGGGUUGGUGAGAUGAAAGGUCUUGGUGCAGGCCUGGUGCAAGUGUCUGUGAAGAAGACUCAGUUGUCACUGGUGAAGUCACAAAAAACAGUCAACUUUGGGCUCAUGCACAAGCCACCUUUGGGCCAGAGACUUAAGGACUGAAGUGAAUAAGGAGCCUAAAGAUAAUGGAAAAUUCUAGUCUCUUUAGAAGUGCUGUGCCUUUGAAACAGUGCUUACACUUGAGUCUGCUUUUGUGGAAUUAUAUUUUUGAUAUUCAUCAAGGAAAAAAAAAAGGAAUAUAAUAAUUUUCUUCUCCUUUGGUCUUAAUGAGUUUCUGUCAUUUGCUAUCUUUCAAAACCUCAGGGGAAGUUUCCCAGGUGACUUAAGCCUGUGAAAGAGGUGAUCCAGUCUUACCCCUGUCCUGCCCAGGCUACAUAUUUCCUUGCAUUGACACUAAUGGAUAAAUGAUGGUGCAGAGGGUGGGAUUGGCUCAGCUCCUGCUGUACAGUUCUCAGACAGGUCAGCAGCUGUGUGAUCACUAAUGCAAGGCACCAGAUCUGCAGCAGGAGCACUGCUUUUGGCAGCAGUGUGGUCCUACAUUACCUUCAGGCAGCCAAGAAAAAGGCCCUCUAAGCUUGUUUGAAAAUGUAUUGCUACCACAAUGGUAUUUCUGUAAUUAAUGCAAAUCAGCUACAAUUCAAUCAUGUCAGGCUCAAAAUUGAUAUUCUGAUUUAGGAAUGGGAUUGCUUUAUUUACUGCUAAACGCUGGUCGAUGAGUGUCAGGGUUCAGAGCACUGUAUUUCCCGGGAAUUUAGAUUAAAUUAAUUACUUACUGGAAAGAA
Molecule: messenger RNA, 4132 nt
Organism: Pseudopipra pipra
Lineage: Eukaryota; Metazoa; Chordata; Aves; Passeriformes; Pipridae
Gene: CD96
Product: CD96 molecule
Exons: 14
Coding region: 1020-2735 (571 amino acids)
Biological process (GO): inflammatory response; cell-matrix adhesion
Source: RefSeq, a predicted model, not a curated record